GAAGGAACAAGCAGAAUAAAGGUAGGAUCUGGUAAAGGGAGAAAAGUGUGCCUGACGGUGACAGGUGUUGUGAUUGCAAUUGUAUUGCUAAUUGUGAUACUAGCGUUGACAGUGUUCAAAGCCAAGCAUCCUGUUACCAUAGUGGACUCAACGAAGCUAGAGGACUUUCACGUGAGCUUGGAUCCAGUAAAACUAAGGGUAGAUUUGAAUGUGACCUUGGGAGUGGAUGUCUCAGUGAAGAACCCGAACAAGGUGGGAUUCCAGUAUUCAGACAGCGCUGCCCACCUCAAUUACAGAGGGCAGCUGAUAGGUGAAGUCCCGAUCUCUGCCGGAGAGAUUUCAUCCGGUGAGACCAAAGGAUUCAAUCUCACCCACACCAUUAUGGCCGACCGUUUGCUCUCCAAUUCUCAGCUUUUAUCUGAUGUCACAUCUGGUACAUUGCCCCUAAGCACUUUCGUGAGGAUGUCUGGGAAAGUCAGCAUCUUAGGCUUUAUCAAAGUCCAUGUGGUUUCCUCCACUUCUUGUGAUGUUGCAAUUAAUCUUUCUAAUGGAACUGUUGGGAACCAAGAGUGCCAAUACAAGACAAAACUUUGAUUAGAGGUUUUUAGUUCAAGAGUGAAACUAGACUUUAGAUUAGUAGACUAUACACGUAUUGCUUAAUGAUGAAUUAAUUUUGUUCAUAUUUCACUUUGUUUCAUUUGUAGUUGUGAUUUGUAUCAUACUAGACGGUCUCGACCUACACUCUCCCUUUAAGUUAAGCUCCACAUCUUUAUGCAAUUUGUAGUUUUAAUUAAUAUGUAAUUACAGGGUAUUUCUUUCCUUCCACUUUUAAUUUUAUUAAGGAAUUGAUACCCUGCUA
Molecule: messenger RNA, 859 nt
Organism: Glycine soja
Lineage: Eukaryota; Viridiplantae; Streptophyta; Magnoliopsida; Fabales; Fabaceae
Product: late embryogenesis abundant protein At1g64065-like
Exons: 1
Source: RefSeq, a predicted model, not a curated record